UUAUUCUUUUUUUCUUGUAGGGCACAAAAAUUGAGCAAUGAAUAAAUUACGGCAGAGCUUCAGGAGAAAGAAAGAUGUCUACGUGCCUGAAGCCAGUAGACCACACCAAUGGCAGACAGAUGAAGAAGGGGUUCGAACUGGAAAAUGCAGCUUCCCGGUUAAGUAUCUGGGACAUGUGGAAGUGGAUGAAUCCAGAGGAAUGCAUAUAUGUGAAGAUGCUGUGAAAAGACUAAAAGCUGAAAGGAAGUUCUUCAAAGGCUUCUUUGGAAAAAGUGGAAAGAAGGCAGUUAAAGCGGUCCUGUGGGUUUCAGCAGAUGGACUCAGAGUUGUGGAUGAGAAAACAAAGGAUCUUAUAGUUGAUCAGACAAUAGAGAAGGUCUCCUUCUGUGCUCCAGAUAGGAAUUUUGACCGAGCAUUUUCUUACAUCUGUCGAGAUGGUACUACAAGACGUUGGAUAUGUCAUUGCUUUAUGGCUGUAAAGGACACGGGAGAGAGGUUGAGUCAUGCAGUUGGCUGUGCAUUCGCAGCAUGUUUGGAGCGAAAGCAAAAGAGAGAGAAGGAGUGUGGGGUGACAGCCACCUUUGAUGCCAGUAGAACCACUUUCACAAGGGAGGGGUCUUUCAGGGUUACUACAGCAACUGAACAAGCAGAAAGAGAAGAAGUCAUGAGACAAAUACAAGACAUCAAAGUUGAAACAGAUGUGAAAACAGCUGCUUCGAGUGUUGUACCUGGGAAUACAGCUCCAUCUCCAGGUUCGCCAACUUCUCCUACUGCUGAAGUUGCAACUUCUGCUGAAAAAGAAUCCAGCAAUCCUCAUGCCAUCCCCCGACGGCACGCUCCUAUUGAGCAGUUAGCCAGACAAGGGUCUUUCCGGGGUUUCCCUGCUCUUAGCCAGAAGAUGUCUCCAUUUAAACGCCAGCUUUCUCUACGAAUCAAUGAGUUGCCCUCGACAGUGCAGAGAAAGACUGACUUUCCUAUAAAAAACUCAGUUCCUGAGUCUGAAGGAGAAGUCGAUAGCAUUAGUUCGUUGUGCUCCCAGAUUACAAAUGCCUUUAGCACGCCAUCUGAGGAUCCUUUCUCCUCUGCCCCAAUGACAAAGCCAGUAACAGCGGUUGCACCACAGUCACCAGCUUUUCAAGUUAAUGGCAUUGCCCCUGCCUUCCAUGUGUUUGCUGAUAAACCCGCUCAAACUACUGUAGCACCUACAGCAAUACCACUUCGUGAAACCAAUCCUUGGGCUCAGGCCCCCACUGCUCCAGCUGUUGCUAAAACUGGAGCUGUAGCUUCUCCUUCUGCUGCUGAAUGGAGUGCUAACUCAGGAGCUGCCUCACCAAAUAUGUUUCAGGGAAGCCACAGACGCACUCCCUCGGAGGCAGACCGUUGGCUGGAAGAAGUAUCUAAAACUGUCCGGUCACAACAGCCUCAGGUGCAGUCCCAGCCUGCAGCUCCCCAGCCGCUCCUCCAACCUCCUGCAGUGGUUUCGCAGGCAGCAUCAUCUUUUCCAGGUGGCACCUUCAUUGCACCUCCACCAGUACCUAUUGGGGUGGUGCAGCCCAUGCAGCCUACGUUUAUCCAGGCUCAGCCAUAUGCUGUAGCAAAUGGAAUGCCCUAUUCAGCUCCCAGUGUAACCAUGGUUGGAAUCACCCCUUCCCAGAUGGUGGCCAAUGUCUUUGGCACUGCAGGUCAUAGUCAAGUGUCCCACACUCAACAGUCACCCAGUCUUAUAAAGCAGCAGACAUUUCCUCAAUAUGAAACUAAUAGUGCUACUGCCAGCCCUUUCUUUAAACCCGCUGCCCAGCAGCUCAAUGGUUCUGCUGCUUUCAAUGGUGCGGACCCUGCCAAGUGGCCCACAGAGGACAAACAUGUGCUUCCGCCUGUAGCUGUCCAGCAAGUGGAUCCAUUUGAAGCACAGUGGGCAGCACUGGAAAGUAAAUCGAAACAGCGUACUAAUCCGUCUCCAACUAAUCCUUUCUCCAGUGAACUACAGAAGACAUUUGAGAUAGAACUUUAAGCAAUCCUGUGGCUUGUACUUCAUCUCUGUGUAUGUGUGUGUUGGCAUUGGAUGUAAGAUUGUACUAGGGGCAGCAUUUUUAAUUGCUCAUGUCCCUCUCUUUGGAAUUAGGUUGGGGAUAUAGAGAGGGGACAGUCAUGGGAAGAGGCUCCUAAACCCAGCCUUUUGGGGUAUAAUCCAGGAAACAUACCCUUGCCACCUGUUUGGGAACUUGAAUGGCAAAAGGAAUCUGAAAAGGGCUGAAGAAGGGAGCUGAACCUGAAGCCCUUUUUCCACAAAAACUUCAGGAAACCUCAUAAGCUGAAAAGCAAAUGACUCACCACUAUCUUAAGAAUGUGUCUACCUUCCUGUGAAUGGCCCAUUCCCUUGUGGAGAAAACAGGGGUUAGGGGAUGGAGGCACAGUAAUGCAUGGGCUGGUGGAGAAAACAUGAGAGCUGCUCAGAAUACACUAUCAGUGGAAAAGGAUGAGCUUCCAUUUCAAGUAAUUAUAUAUAGAAUAAAGCCAAAAUCUUUAUUUUUAUGCAUUUUAGAUUAUUUUAAAUAGUUCUAGUUAUUAAAAGCUGAAUGAGUUGUAAGUAAUCUUGCCAAAGUUAUAAAAGGGGAUCGGAUGUAAAAUUGUACAUAAGAUUGAUUUAUCACUGAUUCUUACAGUCAGUAAUAUGGGAAUAUGGUAGGGAGCAGAGUUCCUAGCUUGUCCCUGUCUGUAUCAUUGUAAGUAGCAUAUUGCAACUACAAUCAUGAAUCAUGACCAAUUUUAAAAAAUCAUUGUAGAGUAGUGUAAGAACAGUAUUGUCUUGGUUUGAAAACAAUUGGUAAAUUUUAUCUUUUUUAAAGCAAUCAGACUAGAUAUUAGAGUUCAUAUAGGUUCUUUCAUGUACUGCUGCAGUUUAUUUGUCUUACAUCUCUUUUAACACUACUGUGACAACUGUAAUUAUAUCUACAAUCAGGUCUACUUAUGAACCCAUUUUAGGUGCAUUAAAUAGAUUUUAGAUUUUUUAAAAUGCUUUUCCUAUUGUUUUAUGUGAAAGCUUGUAGCUAGGCUGCAGCUAUUCCAUGUCUUUCCUCUGGCAAAUCAUGAAGUCCAUCUCAUUUUUAAUUUUACUCUUAAAACUUGGCCUUACAAGCAAAUGUAAGUUAUAUAUUUGUACUGAUGAUUUAUAAUCUGCUUUAACAGAAAUAAAUGUUGGUAGUAGAUUAUGUGUCUUUCUCAGCAGGUUUCCUUGUUGUUUUCCUGCAGCCAGUUUGAUCUCAAUUCAUUUGGUGUAUGUUUGAUCUACUAAUAGCAGGGCAAGAGAUAUACUCCCAUUUGUAUUGAUUGCUUAAAGCAGGAAUUGCAACUUCUGGAAUUUCAGCUUGCUCUUAUUUUGAAUUUUGUGAGUAUGAUGUUUCUUACCGCCCCCAGAGGAAUGUGGUUCUUACAUAUUGGCCACAUUCCCCAUUAAGUGAUUAUCACUGUAUUAUUCAGAAAUGGCCCUGAAGAACUUUGUGUUUGUUCUAGAGCAUUAUUCACGUUCAUUGUCUAGAGCCAUACCUGAUUUUGCUCAGUUUUAGAGUGUCUUAGUACAUAAUGGAACUUAAUGGUAUUGCUGUUUAAAAUUAUAGCACUUAAGUGGUUUAUUUCAGUAAGAAGCAUGUGUACUCUAAAACAUAGCUACCUCAAAUGUAGGUGCAUAUAUGGUGAUAUAUGAAUCUAGACUAUGCCAUACUGCACUUGAGUAAAAAAUCCCUCUCUUUUUGUCCUUGGUUUAUUCAUGCCUUUUGAAAAUGUAAAUGCAUGCAAUUCUCAUAAAGUUGCCACGUAGACAAUAAUUGAAUAUUGUCAAUGAAACAUUUGUGUAGAGCCUAAAUAAAUUCCUGUUGGGAUCAGAGGCAAGAAUUUCCAUAAUCCGGUAAUUUUGUACAGUGAAUGGACAGUUACUGAUUUACUGCAUACAAGUCCCAAUACUUUAAGGCCUUACUUCUGUUGCAGAAACACUUUUAUAAAACCAGGCUUACUUUAUUCUGGAUCUAGGGAAAAUGAGCCUCUUCUCUCAGAACAUGCAUUCCUUAUGGGGAUUGUUAUGUGGAAUGAAUGAACAGGUCAUGAUCAAUGGUUGAUUGUUAUGUUACUAAUGAAGGCACAAUUCUGUCUAUACCAUUUCAUCAAUACAAAUUAUUGAAAGUGCUUCUCUCAGAUAUGCAUUCAACACUAAUCUAGAAACAAUAAUAACAAGUAUAACAAAAGCUGCUUUGCUAUCAAUUUACCACUUCUCUUUAAUAUUAUUAAAUAAUAAUGCUUUUCAGUCAUGGGAACAGAUGCUAGGGUAACCCAGAUUUUGAAAAAGGGAUUAGGAGGUGAUGAGCUAACUGGUCUAUAAUUUCUUUUAACACCUGCUUCAAUAAAAAAUAAUUGAAAAUACCAUUUAAACACAUAGAAGAAUGAGCCGUGCUGAAAACUAAUCAGCAUGGCUUCUGCAAAAGUAAUCUUGUCUCACCAAAAUUUUUGAUGAAGUCACCCACCCAGCUGCCAUGGAGUAAGAGGAACAGGUGUUUUAGUUGGAUUUACAACUGGUGAAAGAAUGAAGGAGGAAUAAAUCAGCAAUUCUGACAUUGGUGAGGUGUGUAUAAGUGGGGCCCUUAGGAAUCAUGUUGGGACUGAUGCUUUUUAACUGAUAUAUAAAUGAUCUGGAGUUAGGUCUGAGCAGUGAGGUGGCUAUGUUUGCUGGGAAUACAGUACUGUUCAAGGUGGUAAAAGUGAUUGUGAAGGGAUCUGAAGGGAUCUCUCCAAACUGGGUAAAUGACAGUGUAUAAGCAAGUAUAUAUGGAAAGGGAAAAUUUAUAUUAGGGCAUUGGAAACAGAACUACUGAUAUACUAAUGUCUUUACAUGUACUUGUUGUGAGACCAGAGUGUUGUGUACUGUUCUAGUUGCUAUGCUUGAAGCAUAUUAUAGAAUUUUAAAAGGUACAAAAAAGCACAACCAAAAUGAUCAGGGGAUGGAGCAACUCUACUACAAAGACUAUAGUAAUUGGAGUUCUUUUGGACUACAGUAAUUGGACUGAAGGAGAGAUUUAAUGAGGAUAUAUAAAGUAAUCCAUGGCAUGAAUAAUGUGGAGAAAUAUUUUUCUCCCUUGCUUCAGGUCAUCCAUUGAUAUAAAACAUAGGGAGAUUCAGGACCUAAAACUUUUUCACACAGCACAUAGUUAAACUGGAAUUUAUUGUCAGUAGCUGGGGUAAAAUUAGCCAGUUAGAAUGGUUUUAAAGGGGGGUUGGCAGGGUCAUGGAAGAUCAUACUUUUAGUGGUUAUUAUCUGGUAUCUGUUGAUUAACUGAACCAUAGGUAGUAUGCCUUAAAGCCUGAUUUCUGGGAAACAAGUGGAAUAAGACUACCAUACUCCAGUUUAGAUUUUAUACCCCAUCUUUCUUUCAAGAGCUCAAUGCAGCUUAAAAGGGGAUCUCCAUUUUAUCCUCCCCUCCCCCCCACCCCCCGUGGUAGAGGCUGGGUUGAGAAAAAGUAACUGGCCCAAAUUUAUCCAGUGAAUUUCCAUGGCUAAGGGUGAACGUGGACCCAUAUCUCCUUGGUUCUAGUCAAACACCCUAACCACGCCACCAUACUGGCUGAGUUCCACCAUGAUAGCUUCUAAGAUACCAUCAUUUAAAAAGCAUUAAAACGUGCCUGUCGACUUUUCUAUUCUGAAAAACUGGCCCUCUGGAUGGUCGAGUGCUUUUUUAAAAUGGUCAUGUGCCUGUUGCAGAGUUACCUUCUCAAUCCAUUAAAGGGGAGGUAGAGUUAAUGGAUCACUGUUUUUGAUGAAUGGCAGUCCCUGAGGAAAACUUGUGCUUAUGACUAUAAAUCAGUGUUUCUCAACCUCAGCAACUUUAAGAUC
Python bivittatus (Burmese python) is the source of this 5875-nucleotide messenger RNA. The record is from RefSeq and is a predicted model, not a curated record. NCBI's taxonomy places the organism in Eukaryota, Metazoa, Chordata, Lepidosauria, Squamata, Pythonidae.